GCCGGGUUUCUGUCGGUCUGGCUGGUUCUGUGAAUGCCGCGCUCCCUUCUUUUAUGCUGUCUUUGCGGGAUUGUGGCCUUGCAGUAUGGAGAGGCCUCUGGGGCGGAAAACUUGGGGCUGCAGAAAUAUUUGUACGGUUUUUUUCCCCCUAGAUCUGCUCAACUGUGAACGCUCUGAGGUUUAAGUGACGUCUCGGCGGAAGCAAUGCAGUUUGUUCUGAUGCUAGCAGGGUAGCGCGCAGGACACGGGAAGAGUCUGACUACAGCCGAAGACCAUGGCAGCACGCUGGAGAAGAAUCCUGGUAAUACUUGCGGCAGCUCACGUACUGUUUGCGGUAAAUACCUUUGGGGAAGAGGACGUACCUGAAGAAUGGAUUCUUCUUCACGUUGUUCAAGGCCAGAUCGGAGCAGGAAACUACAGCUAUUUGAGACUAAACCACGAGGGAAAGAUAGUACUUCAGAUGCGGAGUUUAAAAGGGGACGCGGACUUGUACGUAUCCGAUGUGACGCUUCACCCCAGCUUCGACGAGUACGAGCUACAGUCUGCGACUUGCGGCCAAGACGUUGUCCGCGUACCCGCGCACUUCCGCCGCCCGGUGGGAAUCGGGAUUUACGGUCAUCCCUCUCACCUGGAGAGCGAGUUUGAAAUGAAAGUGUACUACGAUCGAACAGUUGAACAGUAUCCGUUCGGCGAGGCUUCUUACAACCCCGAGGAGAUGGAGGCAAACCAGAAAUACUCACGGUCUGCAGAAGAUGAAUCUCAGGAUGAGGAAUCUGUUUUCUGGACUAUACUUAUUGGAAUCUUGAAAUUAAUACUUGAAAUUCUUUUUUAAAUUGAUACACACUGGACUAAAUCUCACUUCAGCCUGUGAAAUUGACCGUGAAUGACUUGCUGUAAUAUUUAAUACUCUUUGUAUGUUUCCUGAAGAGGUAUCCAGGUUACUUUUCCUAAACCAGAACGAAGUGGGGGGGGGAAAAAGCCAUAUUUAAUUUUAUAUUGUAAAUCCUCCCCAUACGUAAAACGGGCGGCAAGCGCAGUCUUGGCAGUGUUCUUCAGAGACCAGGGCUUAAAAACGAAUGUACAGUUGGGAUCUUGUUAAAUUCCCUUUAAACAGGUGCUUAGGAAAAUUAGCUCCAAUUCAGUAUUUUCUAAUGUUCUUUUAUAAAGAAAAGUAAAAUAACCACUGCUGCACUUCAGUGCCCCCGCUCAGUUUAGAGCAUAUUUAAGAAGCAAAGCCACUCCUUUCCUGAGCAAGUAUCUCCAGUAAAACCAACCAGCAACGGCUUCUGAGCGUAUUCAAGUUGGGGCGCCCAGGGUGAAGGAAGGAAAAACCCAUCCGUCACCGAAGGGGAGAGCUGACCUGUGUUUUGCCUGCCUGUGCCCUCCACCAAGUCAGCCGUCUGUCCGGCGGCGGUCUGUCCAGUCACUCGUCACCUCUGCACAUCCACGAUGUGAAUCAGGCGCGUUACGUCCCCGCUGUCGCUGCAGGGACGUUAAGCCUUCAGCUGUUGUUACUCGUCAGUACGACAUUUUCAUUCCUCGUUAAAAGCAACGCAGCCUACAGCGUCUUGCACUUGAAAGUUGUUUCCUUACACCUCCCUUUAGAGCUUUUUGUGAUUGAUUUCUUUUCAUUAUUAUUAUCACAUCUCCAUGAAUAAGCCACCAGCUUGCAAAGAAGAUUCCUGCUGCGAGAAACUUGCGCUACACUGCAAGAAGGCCGGGCUAUGCCCACUCGAAAGGUAGUUUUUUCAGGAGUAUUUUUUGCUUUGGUUGAGUCUUUCAGAAUAACCAGUUGCUAUGCAAAUAGCGUGUAUUCAGAUUGCUCUGCAGUUUUCUUCUCGCAGAGCUUACUGACAAGUGCACUGGAAUAAGUACGGUACUAUAAUUUUAUACAAACAGCGCAUGUACAAUUUAAAUUUUGUUACUGAAAGCCUUUUUAAUUGGGAAUUGGGCUUGUCUGUCUCUAUCUAGACACCUGACAGGAUGCGAUUAGUCACUUGUAUCACAAAAAAAAAAAAAUAAUCAUUAUAUAGCCAAAAUUAAGUUUAUUUGGUAAAAAGAAAAAAAAAAAAGUGGUAUUAUUCCUCUUAAGAGUGGUUGGUUAAAUAGCACCAAAGUAUCACUUUAAUUUGUGCAGUUAAGUUUUUGGACAGCAAGUUUUUUGGGUUUUUUUAGCCCUCCUUGCUGUUUUUCCCCCUUCUUCCUCCUCUUCUGGGUACGGGAGGGUCUUUCUGACAACAAUCACAAAUCCAGCGACCUAAGAAAAGAAAGUUAUCAAUUAUUGGGAAACUACCUUUGUUACUUACUCAUCCAGUUACGCACCUUUCACCCCUCUAACGGGUGCUCACCUAUUUGCAGUACUUCCUUUAACAUAAACCUCCCGUGUGUUUCUUUACAACGUUCACCUUUUUUAAAAAGUACCCAAAGCAGCCCCUAAAACUGACGCUCCGUUGCGGCCUCGUUGCACGUUAACAGCUGGCUGCGCUCAUCUUUGUGGGCCUCAGGGAGUGCCAGUACCGCUAAGGAGGUGGUUGUUAGGGAAGGACUUGAGUUUGCGAGUUACGUUUUCACGUGGACGGCCGCGGUUUGAGGUCUGGGAGGUUACACGGAGCAGGCUGAAUGGCAGCCGGGGAAUGCUGCUCUUCUGCCACAGGUACGGGGUCCCGUUCCCCACACCCGCGUCGGUUGUUUCGGUGCGGUCAGGCAGCACAGAUUAAACUGCUGGCAGGGGUUCAUCACCGGACCUUGUACUAAAACUGACUCACGGAGGGAACAAUAAAGGGUAGAGCAAAGAGCAUUUAACUGUUUCUAUUACAACAGCCGGAAUCACGAAGGCUGCUUUGGUAAUUUUCUAGUUUUGUAGGCGUAUAAUCUGUUUUGUUUAGAUUCGGUCCUUGGGUCAGCCUGAAACUGCACUGGGCCACAGAACCUGUGCUGAGGCGACAGCUGGGGCCGGCGCUUCCCAAAGCGGGCACGUACGGUCUAUGUGAAGCGCUGCGGUCACAGGGAAUACGGUGACUGCACAACUUGCAGCCACUGAAUUCAUGAACUAACUUACCCUGGCUCUAGUAUUACAUCAAAAGCAUCAGUACUACCAGUUAUUUAUACGCCUGAAACUUUCUGUACGCUGCCUCGAGUUGGCCAGGUGAUACAAGCGGCCGGGUAACAUAAAGGUACAGGUACUUCACUUCCAGCUUUUGAUGUUUAAGAAAAAAAUAGGAAGGAAGGUGUUUAAAAAGGUGUUUACAAAUAUUAAAUUGAGCGUACUUUUUAAUUUAAAAGACUGAAGUAAUAGCACAAACACUUUAUUAAUGAGAAAGCUAUAGUCCAGCAAUAUUCAGCAAUACAGCCUCUUUACAGGUUUCUUUUACAAAAAGAGUAUUAUUCUCAGUAUUCUGUGGAUAUGGAAAAAAAAAAACCCCACCUAGUUCGGAGUGAAUCUGUUCGGAUUCUGUUGCAAAAGCCAAUUGUAUUUCCUAUAAACUGCCAGGUUCUCCUGCGCACAGCCAAAUAUUCAGGAAUAAAUCUUAUUAAAAAUG
This is a messenger RNA of Phalacrocorax carbo (great cormorant), 3539 nucleotides long. Lineage: Eukaryota; Metazoa; Chordata; Aves; Suliformes; Phalacrocoracidae. The record is from RefSeq and is a predicted model, not a curated record.